This is a messenger RNA of Knipowitschia caucasica, 1167 nucleotides long. NCBI's taxonomy places the organism in Eukaryota, Metazoa, Chordata, Actinopteri, Gobiiformes, Gobiidae. The record is from the annotation of a GenBank genome assembly.
AUGAAACCAAAUAGGUGGAUGGACGUGUGUUUGUCCCAGGCGAAGUUGAUCCAGACGCGGAGGAAUCAACACAUCCACGGCAGAAAACAGCAGCUAGACCCGGGACCACCACCACCACCAGCAGCUGCCACCCUGAGUGCACGCCGGCCUCUGACAGGGCACUUCAUCACCGCGUACAUGAGCAGCACCUCGCCACAUCCAGGAGGCGGGGCUGCGGUCAGACCAUGGGGGGUUUUACAGGGGAAACCGGAGCACCUGGGGGAAACUGGAGCACCUGGGGGAAACCGGAGUACCUGGAGGAAACCAGAGCACCUGGGGGAAACCGGAGCACCUGGGGGAAACCGGAGCACCUGGAGGAAACUGGAGCACCUGGGAGAAACCGGAGCACCUGGAGGAAACUGGAGCACCUGGGGGAAACUGGAGCACCUGGGGGAAACCGGAGUACCUGGAGGAAACCAGAGCACCUGGGGGAAACCGGAGCACCUGGGGGAAACCGGAGCACCUGGAGGAAACUGGAGCACCUGGGAGAAACCGGAGCACCUGGAGGAAACUGGAGCACCUGGGGGAAACCGGAGCACCUGGGGGAAACUGGAGCACCUGGGGGAAACCGGAGUACCUGGAGGAAACCAGAGCACCUGGGGGAAACCGGAGCACCUGGGGGAAACCGGAGUACCUGGAGGAAACCAGAGCACCUGGGGGAAACCGGAGCACCUGGGGGAAACCGGAGCACCUGGAGGAAACUGGAGCACCUGGGAGAAACCGGAGCACCUGGAGGAAACUGGAGCACCUGGGGGAAACCGGAGCACCUGGGGGAAACUGGAGCACCUGGGGGAAACCGGAGCACCUGGGGGAAACCGGAGCACCUGGAGGAAACCGGAGCACCUGGAGGAAACUGGAGCACCUGGGAGAAACCGGAGCACCUGGAGGAAACCGGAGCACCUGGAGGAAACUGGAGCACCUGGGAGAAACCGGAGCACCUGGAGGAAACCGGAGCACCAGGAGGAAACUGGAGCACCUGGGGGAAACCGGAGCACCUGGGGGAAACCGGAGCACCAGGAGGAAACUGGAGCACCUGGGGGAAACCUGAGCACCUGGGGGAAACCGGAGCACCUUGAGGAAACCGGAGCACCUGGGGGAAACCUACGCAGACACAAGGAGAACAUGUAA